CUGGUUUUUUUGUGUGUGCGCGCUUUGGGGAGUGUAAGUGCAAGCUUGUUUCGCAACUCUCAAAGCUGAAAAAAUAUUGCUGUAUUCUGCUUAUUACCCACUACCCCAAAAACCAAAACACAUGCUCUCCCAUUUCCCCAACUCUUUUCAUCAUCACCACCACCAUCUCCUUCUUUCUUCUCCUUCUUCUUCUUCUUCUUCUUCUUCUUCAACAUUCAUCCAAUCUUCUUCAACUUCCUCAGAGUUUUUGUUGAAUUGGGUAAUACAGCAAGUUAGCAAACAUGAUCACACUAACAGAUUUCUACCAUGUUAUGACUGCAAUGGUUCCACUCUACGUGGCCAUGAUCUUAGCCUAUGGCUCGGUGAAAUGGUGGAAGAUCUUCACCCCUGACCAGUGCUCUGGCAUCAACCGGUUUGUGGCUCUGUUUGCAGUCCCUCUUCUCUCCUUCCACUUCAUCUCUCUCAAUGAUCCCUACACCAUGAAUUUCCGGUUCAUUGCUGCUGAUACCCUCCAGAAAAUCAUCGUUUUAGCUGUUCUUGCAAUUUGGACUAAGAUUAGCAAAAGGGGUUGCUUGGAAUGGACGAUUACUCUCUUCUCACUCUCAACUCUCCCAAACACUUUGGUCAUGGGCAUUCCUCUGCUCAAAGGAAUGUAUGGUGAAUUUUCUGGGAGUUUGAUGGUUCAAAUUGUGGUUCUUCAGUGCAUCAUUUGGUACACUUUGAUGCUUUUCUUGUUUGAAUACAGAGGCGCUAGAAUGCUCAUCUCUGAGCAGUUUCCAGACACUGCCGGCUCCAUUGUCUCAAUCCAUGUCGACUCUGACAUCAUGUCACUCGAUGGAAGGCAGCCGCUGGAAACCGAAGCUGAAAUCAAAGAAGAUGGGAAGCUCCAUGUCACUGUGAGAAAAUCAAAUGCUUCAAGAUCAGAUAUCUUCUCGAGAAGGUCUCAAGGUUUGUCAUCAACCACUCCCAGACCCUCCAAUCUAACCAAUGCAGAGAUAUAUUCCUUGCAAUCUUCAAGAAAUCCUACUCCAAGAGGGUCUAGUUUCAAUCACACAGAUUUUUAUUCAAUGAUGGCUGGUGGGAGGAAUUCGAACUUUGGAGCAUCUGAUGUUUAUGGCCUCUCAGCUUCGCGAGGGCCAACACCAAGGCCUUCGAAUUACGAGGAAGACGGCGCUGGAGUCGGCGGUAAGCCGAGGUUCCAUUACAAUACCGGCGCCGGUGGAGCAGGGCACUACCCUGCACCAAACCCAGGAAUGUUUUCCCCAACGGGAUCGAAAAAUGUUGCUGCUAAUGCUAAUGCAAAUGCAAAGAAGCCUAAUGGCCAAGCUCAGCAGAAGCCAGAAGAUGGAGGUAGAGACCUUCAUAUGUUUGUUUGGAGCUCUAGUGCUUCCCCUGUUUCUGAUGUCUUUGGAGGCCAUGAAUAUGCAGCUCAUGACCAGAAAGAAGUGAGAAUGGCCGUUUCUCCCGGAAAAGUGGAGGGUAACAGAGAAAAUCCAGAGUAUUUAGAGAGAGAUGAUUUCAGCUUCGGAAACAGAGUGUUAGAUGGACAGAUGGAGAAUAAUCAUGAAGCUCCAAAAGUUGGAGAUGGGAAACCAAAAACCAUGCCACCAGCUAGUGUCAUGACAAGGCUUAUUCUUAUCAUGGUCUGGAGAAAGCUCAUCAGAAACCCCAACACCUACUCAAGCUUAAUAGGCCUCACUUGGUCUCUAGUCUCAUUCAGGUGGCAUGUUAAAAUGCCAGACAUCAUAGCAAAGUCCAUUUCCAUACUGUCGGAUGCAGGGCUUGGCAUGGCCAUGUUCAGUCUUGGUCUGUUCAUGGCUUUGCAACCGAGGAUCAUAGCAUGUGGAAAUUCCAUUGCAGCUUUUGCCAUGGCCGUGAGAUUCCUGGCAGGUCCAGCUGUCAUGGCUGCAGCUUCCCUUGCUGUUGGCCUUAAGGGAGUUCUCUUACACGUUGCCAUUGUCCAGGCAGCUCUCCCACAAGGAAUUGUCCCCUUUGUCUUUGCCAAGGAGUACAAUGUACAUCCUGAUAUUCUCAGCACAGGAGUUAUAUUUGGGAUGUUAAUUGCAUUGCCCAUAACCCUCGUCUACUACAUUUUGUUGGGGCUGAGUUGGUAGAAAUCAUAGAAGAAAUUUGGCUUCCAUGGCUUCCAUGCAAAAGCUUGAGCAGGCGAGCAAUGCAUUCAAAAGUGGGAGGUUGAAGUCAAAAAGCAUGAUGAAAAAUAGGAUCCGGAGAAUGAAUCUUUUCUUCUGCAUUGCCCGUGCUAGUAAAGUUGUAAAAUCAUGUUUGUAGUCAUCAAUUUAUAUAUAUAAAAAAAAAAAAAAAAAAAGUUUCUCUAGUUAAUUAUAAGCCAUAAUUUCCUUCAAUUCUAUUCCUAGAAUUUAUGCUUUACCAAAAGCAACAGAAACAAGUAAAAGGAAAAGCAAAGGAGGGAAAGGAAAGUUGUUUAUGUGAUGAUUCCCUUCCUUACAUUAUACUCUUGUUCUAUUUGAAUGGCAGAUGUUUUCAAUCUUUCUUUUC
Molecule: messenger RNA, 2517 nt
Organism: Corylus avellana
Lineage: Eukaryota; Viridiplantae; Streptophyta; Magnoliopsida; Fagales; Betulaceae
Gene: PIN1
Product: Auxin efflux carrier family protein
Biological process (GO): auxin export across the plasma membrane; auxin polar transport
Cellular component (GO): plasma membrane; endoplasmic reticulum
Molecular function (GO): auxin efflux transmembrane transporter activity
Source: RefSeq, a predicted model, not a curated record